CUCGUCCACUGCAGGAUUCUUUUUCACCAUUGACUAGUACUUGUGUAAUUGUAUAUGGGAAUAAAGGUAACAAUUUGCUUACAAGAAGAAAAGGGAAGCAAUGUAUUUCAUAGGACAGGAACCUGAUUGUUUCAUUAGAGUUUUCACCCAUUUAUGUAAUUACACAGCUGCUGCUGAAUAAUUAUGAUUGUAAGUGUUCCAUAUAUCACAAGUUUCAUUUUAACAAGUAUGCUUUAAUGACAUCGUCCUUCUCCGACAGAAACAAUAAGACAACAGAGACGGCAGCAUGUUGGCAGACCUGUUGUUGUUGGUAGGGCUGCUCUUCCUGCUGUGGAGGUUCUUCAAGAAGCCUGACGGAAUGCCGCCAGGGCGCUGGGGACUUCCUCUGAUUGGUUACAUCCCUCUGACAAGGAAGAGCAUACACGAUCAGCUGUUCGACUUACACAAGAAGUACGGCGGCAUCUAUGUAUGGAGAUUCGGGACGAAGGUAAAUGUGAUUCUCCACGACUACCAGCUGAUCAAAGACGCUUUUACCAGUCAGGACUUCGUCGACAGACCUUCAUUGAAAUUUCUUCAGUAUGGGGAAGAAACUGCCAAUGGUUUGAUAGCAACUAACGGGUCUCUGUGGCACAAUAAUCGGCGCUUCGCUCUGCGUCAACUGAGAGACCUGGGAAUGGGUAAGUUCAAGCUGGUGGCGGCGAUGCAGCGGCAGGGCACACAGCUGGUGCAGCAGCUCAAGAAACAAGCAGGAAGACCAGCACCGUUGCCUCACGCCCUUCAUGUCGCUGUUCUUAACGUCAUCUGGCAGAUGGUCGGCGGUGAGUAAUCGCUGGAUAUGUUC
Molecule: messenger RNA, 841 nt
Organism: Homarus americanus (American lobster)
Lineage: Eukaryota; Metazoa; Arthropoda; Malacostraca; Decapoda; Nephropidae
Product: cytochrome P450 2L1-like
Exons: 4
Coding region: 287-826 (179 amino acids)
Biological process (GO): xenobiotic metabolic process
Cellular component (GO): intracellular membrane-bounded organelle; cytoplasm
Molecular function (GO): iron ion binding; heme binding; oxidoreductase activity, acting on paired donors, with incorporation or reduction of molecular oxygen, reduced flavin or flavoprotein as one donor, and incorporation of one atom of oxygen
Source: RefSeq, a predicted model, not a curated record